AUGUCUGGGAAUGUCACUUCACCUGCAGAGCUGGAGCCCCAGGCCCGCCCAGCCUGGCUCCCGGAGCCCCCGCCAGCUCUCCGGAGCAGAGCCCGACUGUGUCCCGAGAACAGGCCUUACGUUCUGCAUCUGUCACCGCAGGUUAUUGAGAGCUGUGUCGCCGCCGCUGGCUUCAGUGUGGGAGAAUUCGCAGCCCUAGUGUUUGCCGGAGCCAUGGAAUUCUCUGAAGGUCUGUAUGCGGUGAAGGUCCGGGCGGAGGCGAUGCAGGAAGCCUCGGAAGCCGUCCCCAGCGGGAUGCUGUCCGUCCUCGGCCGGCCCCAGACCAAGUUCACGUUCGCCUGUCUGGAAGCCCGGGAGCACUGCAAGACCCUGGGCAUAGAGAACCCCGUGUGUGAGGUGGCCAACUACCUCUUCCCGGACUGCAGGGUGAUCUCGGGACACCUGGAGGCUCUGCAGUUUCUCCAGAAGAAUUCCUCCAAGUACCACUUCAGACGCACCAAGAUGCUGCCGGUCAGCGGGGCCUUCCACACCCGCCUCAUGGAGCCCGCCGUGGAGCCCCUGGCGCAGGUCCUCAAGGCCAUCGACGUGAAGAUGCCCCUGGUCUCUGUGCACGCCAACGUCAGCGGGAGCAGGUACAUGCACCCUAAGCACAUCCAGCAGCUGCUGGUGAAGCAGGUGGUCUCCCCGGUGAAGUGGGAGCAGACGAUGCACGCCUUGUACGAGAGGAAGAAGGGCUCCGACUUCCCCAGGACCUUCGAGGUGGGGCCUGGGAAGCAGCUGGGCGCCAUCCUGAGGAGCUGCAACCUGCAGGCCUGGAAGUCCUACAGCCACGUGGAAGUGCUCGAGGCCGACGAGGCCGCGGACGAGGACCUGUAGGGUCUCCAAUGACCACGGGGUGGGGUGAGGUGUGGUGGGGGCGGCGGGGGCUGAGCCGGCCUGGCCUCCCCAGAGGAGGCUGUUCCUGCUGCUUCCUGUCCAGCCUCUGCCGCCAGUGAUGGGGAGGGACUGUGUGACGCCACGUAAAGCACAUAAAGUGAGUAUUUAUACAACACA
Molecule: messenger RNA, 1053 nt
Organism: Myotis brandtii (Brandt's bat)
Lineage: Eukaryota; Metazoa; Chordata; Mammalia; Chiroptera; Vespertilionidae
Gene: MCAT
Product: malonyl CoA:ACP acyltransferase (mitochondrial)
Exons: 4
Coding region: 1-876 (291 amino acids)
Molecular function (GO): transferase activity
Source: RefSeq, a predicted model, not a curated record